CCUGACUAAGCUUCGCAACCUCGCCUUUCUUCGUUCCCGGAUCCGACCAACCCUGAUCGAAACACACAACUCCAUCCAUCCAUUCUUCCAUUCUUCUACAUAUAUAUAACUCGAAAAUACACCCUGUGUGUUACUUCUCCUAACCACCAUAUCCUAGACGGUAUUCCGCGGAGAGAUAUUUUCGCCUACUGCCAUUCGAACGCCAGUCAGUAGUACGUUGUGUUCGCGCUCAGCUGCCUGCUGAAGGGAUUCAGAUUAGCAAUGAGCCACUUGGCUGUCAAAUAUAACUAAUGAGACUAACGUCGUCUUCUCCCUGUCCGCAAAUACCAGCCUUGGAGCUCCAACCAUGCCAUCCAUUCUCACCGAUGCGGAUAAAGAGACGGUCAGGCGAACCGUUCCAAAACCCUCCAACAAGAUACUGGCUGUGGCAGUUGCGCGGUUAUACGUAGCACAUCCAAACCCUCACAAAUGGACAUAUACCGGGUUGCAAGGAGCUGCAGUUCUUGCCAACGACUUGGUUGGACAUACGUUUUGGAUUAAGUUGGUUGAUGUUUCGCCCGCUGGUAGAGGAGUUGUAUGGGACCAGGAAAUCUACGAUGGGUUCUCGUAUAACCAAGACAGGACCUUUUUUCACACUUUCGAGCUAGAGGAAUGUCUCGCAGGGUUAUCGUUUGCGGAUGAGAAGGAGGCAAAGACCUUCAUGAAAAAGGUACUAGAACGAGAGAAGAGCGCGAGUAAAGAAACGAAAACUACACCAUUUGCGUCACUCCGGGGCCAAGGACCCGCACCAGUAGCAAGCAACAAAGGCCAUAGUCGGUUUGGGCUUGGUAGCCUCCUACAUGUCCACCGACAUUCCUCCGCCCAUGCCCCACCUGCUCCUGCGGAAUCUAUUAUCCCCCCAAGGCAGCCCGCUCCAGCUCCCGCUCUCUCCCCGGCAGCAACAGAACUCCCAUCAGCCCCAGAACGGAAGCAGACGUCAGCCUUAGACACGGUAGAUCCGUCAUGGAGAGGCUUGCUCGACGAAUUACUUGCCAUGGGUAUUACGGAGGAUCAAAUCGCGGAGAACUCGGAUUUUAUCAAACAAUACAUUGAGCAGAAGCAAGCCGAUGAGCUUAAUGGUGCAUCUAAGGAAACUCCACCAGAUUCCCAAAAGAGAGCAAAAGCCCCGCCACCUCCUCCGCCGCCAAAUGCCCCACCCCCGCCAACAGCAUCGAUACCGCCCCUCAGCCCCCAGAAUACGGGAAGGAGAAAUGCUCCUCCACGUCCACCGCCGUCACGACGCGGCCGUCCUCCUUCACCACCACCUGCGCGUGGGCCCCCUCCACCAUCUCCAUCUCCGCCGCGGGAGCCAUCACCAGUUCGGCCACGCUUCAAAGCGCCCCCUCCCAUCGCGGAUGCCGGCAAAUUUGCCAAUGCUCUCCCGGGCCGGAAUAGAACUGCAUCAGGUUCUAAUCUAGCCAGACCGGGAGCUCAACCCCCACCACUGCCACCGAAAACUCCUAUAGAGGGAGAGCGAAAGGUCUCAGCCCCCCAACUACCCAGUCGAACCCCAGGUCUCCCACCGCGGCGUGAAGUUAGUCCUGGAUUAACACCCGCCUUACCACCCAAGAUUCCUCAUGUUACUCCUGCAGCCGGGCUUGCCCCUGGGCCUCCUCCUCCCCCCCCACCACGUGCUCAAGCUUCUCCAAGUUCAACUCCCCAGUCAUCACAACCACCGCCACCACCAGCUCCAGUCUCUGUCCCAGGACGUCAACUACCACCACCCAUCUCGGCUCCCGCACCACCGACUCCUCCGCCUCCGCCUCCGGCACCAGCACCAUCAUCGAGCCCCGCACCACCUCCACCCCCACCUCCAGUUAAUACUGGCCCGCCCCCGCCUCCACCUUCAACCGGUGGUCUUCCUCGCCCUCCUCCCCGUCCCGCGCCUUCAACCGUUGCUCCGCCCCCACCACCGCCUCCGCCGGCUGGAGUUGCUCGCCCACCCCCUCCUCCAUCUGUUGGUAGCCCUCCUCCUCCCCCACCACCACCGCCACCAGGCCCCGCAGCCAACGGCGCACCUCCUGCCCCUCCCCCUCCACCAUCGUCAUCAACCGCACCAUCCCUUCCAAAACCAGCACCGGGGAAAGACGAUCUUCUAGCCUCAAUCCGUGCAGGAACAGGCCUUCGAAAGGUCAAAGACACCGAGAAGCGAGAUCGAAGCGCAGCCGCCGUUCCCGGUGCAAGUAGCGAGACACCGUCGUCACCAGCAUCAGGUGGAGCUGGGCCCGGAGAACCGAAUUCAAUGCUAGGGUCUUUACAGGCGGCGUUGAAUAAGCGGAAGCAGAAAGUCAGCGGAAGUGAUGAUGAAAAAUCAGAUGACGAGUGGUGAGGUUAGUUUUGGUAUUGGUUUUGGUCUUGGUUUGAGCCAUCAUGGUUAUAUUCGUGGAUCCAUUUGCUGUCACUUUUCCCUUUUUUUUUUUUUUUUUUUUAUAU
Messenger RNA from Blastomyces dermatitidis ER-3, 2472 nucleotides. RefSeq names its product actin associated protein Wsp1. The record is from RefSeq and is a predicted model, not a curated record. Lineage: Eukaryota; Fungi; Ascomycota; Eurotiomycetes; Onygenales; Ajellomycetaceae. Gene Ontology annotation, molecular function: actin binding. The transcript is spliced from 3 exons. Bases 347 to 2368 code for a protein of 673 amino acids.